AUGAGCAGCUCCGAGGAAGUGUCCUGGAUAUCUUGGUUUUGUGGUCUCAGAGGAAAUGAGUUUUUUUGCGAGGUGGACGAGGAUUACAUCCAGGACAAAUUCAACUUGACCGGAUUGAAUGAACAAGUGCCACAUUACAGACAAGCACUAGACAUGAUUCUAGACCUAGAGCCAGAUGAUGAACUGGAAGAAAACCCCAACCAGAGUGACCUGAUCGAGCAGGCAGCAGAGAUGUUGUAUGGUCUGAUUCAUGCUCGCUACAUCAUGACCAACAGGGGCAUCGCUCAAAUGAUAGAGAAAUGGCAGCAAGGGGACUUUGGAUACUGUCCACGGGUGUAUUGUGAAAAUCAGCCCAUGUUGCCCAUUGGACUCUCCGAUGUUCCAGGCGAGGCUAUGGUCAAACUGUAUUGUCCUAAAUGCCAGGAUGCGUACACGCCCAAGUCAUCACGCCACCACCACACUGACGGGGCCUACUUCGGCACGGGCUUCCCUCACAUGUUGUUUAUGGUGCACCCAGAGUAUCGACCCAAGAGACCAGCCAAUCAGUUUGUGCCCAGGCUGUAUGGCUUUAAAAUCCACGCCCUGGCCUACCAGCUGCAGUAUCAGGCAGCCUCCAACUUUAAGAUGCCCCUGAGGAGUACAGGACACCCCAGCAGUAAACGAUGA
Molecule: messenger RNA, 666 nt
Organism: Candidula unifasciata
Lineage: Eukaryota; Metazoa; Mollusca; Gastropoda; Stylommatophora; Geomitridae
Source: the annotation of a GenBank genome assembly